Messenger RNA from Girardinichthys multiradiatus, 6715 nucleotides. It is a transcript of the gene ahr1b, whose product is annotated as aryl hydrocarbon receptor 1b. The transcript is spliced from 11 exons. Gene Ontology annotation, molecular function: nuclear receptor activity; transcription cis-regulatory region binding; protein dimerization activity. The record is from RefSeq and is a predicted model, not a curated record. NCBI's taxonomy places the organism in Eukaryota, Metazoa, Chordata, Actinopteri, Cyprinodontiformes, Goodeidae. Gene Ontology annotation, cellular component: nucleus; aryl hydrocarbon receptor complex. Gene Ontology annotation, biological process: regulation of transcription by RNA polymerase II. Bases 402 to 2969 code for a protein of 855 amino acids.
AGGUGGAGGAGGAGCUGGGAGAGGAGGAAGAGGAGCAGGCGGAGGCAGAAAACGGAACUUCACCGGGCUGAUUUUACCGGGUUUUGCUGAGAUCGUUUUGCGGACCGCUGCAUCUGGCGCACAUAGGGAGCGAACUGCACCAGAAACCUUCCUUGACUUGAACAUUACUGCUGCACCGAGUGCAAACAGAGAACAUUACCUGCGUUCAUUUCUCCCUCGUUUAAGUGAAUUAGCGCCGCACAGAGACUUUUGACGCUGUUUUUGACGGAGCCGGGGGGGGCGGAAUAUGUGAAAUCGCCGCAGUGAAAACUAAAAAAAACCCAUUUUGAUCUAAACUCCGGGAGUGCCAGCGGAUUCUUUGGGACGGGUUCAGUUGGAGUUUUCCGGUACACCGGUUAUAAAUGAACGCAAACAUGUACGCUGGGAGGAAGCGCAGGAAACCGGCGCUAAGGGGAGUUAAACCCACUCCUGCUGAGGGCACCAAGACCAACCCAUCCAAACGUCACCGCGACCGACUGAACUCAGAACUGGACCGGCUCGCCAGUCUGCUGCCCUUCGCCGAGGACGUCACCUCCAGCCUGGACAAGCUGUCCAUCCUGAGGCUCAGCGUCAGCUACCUGCGGACCAAGAGCUUCUUCUCAGUGGCGUUAAAAAACCAACCCCCCAACGGCAUCAACAAGAGCAGCGAUGAAAACAAGAGCAGCAGUGACACUUCGCGACCUGCAGACGGCAGCAUAUCAGAGGGCGAGCUGCUGCUUCAGGCUCUGAACGGCUUCGUCUUGGUGGUGACGGCUGAAGGAAGCAUAUUCUUCUGCUCUCACACCAUCCAGGAUUACCUCGGCUUCCAUCAGACUGAUGUGAUGCACCAGAGUGUGUUUGAGCUGAUUCACACUGAAGACCAGCAGGAGUUCAAGAAGAACCUGCACUGGGCCCUGAACCCCCCAGCCAGCCUGGAGCCCACCACUGAUCCUGCAGGUGUAGAGGUGACUUCUUCUUGUCCGGUGAGCUACAACCCUGACCAGCUUCCACCUGAAAACUCUUCCUUCCUGGAGCGAGCAUUCGUCUGCCGCUUCCGCUGCCUGCUGGAUAACUCUUCCGGCUUCCUGCCACUGAGCAUCCAGGGCAGACAGAAGUUCCUCCACGGUCAGAGCCGGCAGCAGAGUGGAAGCAGCAGCCCACCUCAUCUCGCCCUGUUUGCCGUGGCGACACCGCUGCAGCCUCCAGCCAUCCUGGAGAUCCGGACCAAGAACAUGAUCUUCAGGACCAAACACAAACUUGACUUUACGCCUAUGGCCUGCGACGCAAAGGGGAAAAUAGUUCUGGGCUACACCGAGGCUGAGCUAAGAGUGCGAGGGUCGGGCUACCAGUUCAUCCACGCUGCUGACAUGCUGUACUGCGCUGAAAAUCACAUUAGAAUGAUUAAGACGGGCGAGAGCGGGCUGACCGUCUUCAGGCUGCUCACCAAAGACAACCGAUGGAAGUGGGUCCAGGCCAACGCCCGACUCGUCUACAAGAAUGGGAAGCCAGACUACAUCAUUGCCACCCAGAGGCCUUUGGUGGAGGAGGAAGGAGGAGAACACCUGAGGAAGAGAUCGAUGCACCUUCCCUUCACCUUUGCCACCGGAGAGGCUCUCCUAUACCAGACUGGCCACCCGCUGCACGGCUUCCCUGAUUCCUCUAAUGGCAAAGCCAGAGGCAGCAAGUCAAAAAAGGGCAAAGUGGAGAAGAGCUCCUCAGAUGAACUGAAGCCAAACUCUCUGCUGGGGGCGCUGAUGAGUCAGGAUGAAUCUGUGUACGUCUGCCAGCCAGAUACAGACUCCCGGAUGUGCUACCACGGCAACAGGCCUGGUGAGCUUGAUGUCUUGUUGAGCAGUACCAACUGGAAUAUUGUCUCCAACCGGGAGGUGGAGACGUGUAACGGGGAUGGUUUUGAUCCUCUUCUGUCGACAUUGGACUCUCUGUCAUUGGAUGAAGGGGAAAGCUGCUCCAACAGUGAGCUUUUCAGUGCUCUGGAGAGUCUGGGCCUAAACGCCGACGACCUGGAACUGCUGCUGCUGGAUGAGCGGAUGAUGCAGGUGGAGCUGGAUCCCAACCAUGUUCCUACUCUGAGCGACCUUCUCACCAAUAACGAGAUCCUCACUUACGUCCAUGACACGCUACAGAGUGAGACAGAGAACGGAGUCCCAUCUUCAGACCCCAGCUCCAUCCCCCAGCAUCCAUCUUUGACGCCUUCAGCCCCUCUGGACCCCCCCACCUUCAGGCACCCCAUCGUCCAGCUGUCGCAGCAGAUGCACCAGCACAUCCAGUCUGCCUCGCAUCCCGAAGUGUUCCGAGCCAACAAUCCAACAGGUUUAUCUGACAGCCUCUGGGUGGACCACCAUCAUCAGACUCCACUGAGAGGUCCACAGCUGGACGGUGAGCAUCUAAACCCACAUCUGGAGUCACAGUGGCAGCUGCAGAUAGACACAGAGAGCACAACUUUAUCAGGCUUCCAGAACGGAUCUUACAUUCCAAACCAGAUCACAACGUUCCCCUUGAACCUGGAGGUUAACCUCCCAGAUUAUAGCACCCCCAGCCCUUCAGAUGAAUGCACCACACUGCUAAAUGGCGGGACAGCAACGGAGGUCAGUCAGCAUCAGAGUGUGGUGACCACAGCGUCGCCCACACAUCUGGGUGGGCAGAAACAGAUCUCAGUGUCCUGUUUGUCCCAUGGAACGCCGCAGUUGGAGCAGCUUGUUUCUCUACCGCAGUCACGGCACAGCCUGCUCACCCUCGGCUACAGCAUGUUCAGUCCUGCAGCAGACGGAAAGGUGGAGAAUGGCUGCCUCCUCAGUUCCACCAACAGAGGGUACGUCAGGACGUGUAUAAUUCCUGGAAGGAGCGGCGUGGACGCGAGUGACAUCACUGUGUCUUGCCCUGACAGUGUCUCCAACUUGCAGGACCCCCAGAAAUCUGAAUUCUUCCCCUGACUGGAUGAAGCAGAGCAGAGGUGGGACAGAUGGGAAUGAUCAAGAAGUUUGGAUCAUUCUUCACAACGAUUGUUCUGAUGUCUCAUCUCAACCUAACACUGCUAUGGUUCGGAGAAAAACAUCAUCAAGCAGAGGACCCUUUUCACUGAAACAGUUCAGUUCCUCAGUGUUCAGAGAAGCGUCCUGCUCACUGGAACAAGAUUGGAUGAAUUUCCUGAAUGAAGAGACAUCUUCAUUCAGAUCCCUUCCACUCAGAGGAGCUGCUGAGAAGGUUUGAUGUUCUCUCUCCUCAUUACUGCUGCUUCUAUUCCACCUUUUAAGAUUAAUGUCCUCUUAUGCAAACAGAUGUUGGUUUAAUAUCAGCGUGGUCUGAAAUAAUCUGCAAGGCUCAGACUCGAAGAGCGUUUAAAUCUUCUAAACAAGAAGCUUUAGUUAAGAGUUUAGUGUCGUCACGUGGUGCAAACACGGACCGGAGAUAAACUGUAGCAUCUUUAUAGUCUAUCAGAAGAUAUUUGACAGAAACUAGGCCACAGAUGGAGAUUUUAAAACAAUUUGCAGUAUUUUAAUUAAGAGUUUAUCUAACAGGAGAGAAAUAUUCUGUAUUUUCCUGUAUGUUCACUGCUGUUAGAUUCCUCUUGGACCAGAAACACCAACAGGUUUGGAAGAUUAGGGGUGAGGUUGGGUGGUUUACAUGAGCGCACAGAAAUCUAGAAAAUAACAUUUCCUUCUUCUUGUUGAAGUUAUUAAAAAGAGAUUUAAGCAGAAGAAAAAUGAGAGCACUGAAAACCUGAUGCUGCGUUUUGAGGUUCAUGGUGGUUCUGUCCGUUAGGGACACAGUCAUAGAGGGCCGGAUUUGUACGAGAAAAGUCGAAAAGCAUUUUUUUUAUUUUCUGACUGGAGGUGGUGGAAGGAGCUCCAGUUAAUGCCUUGUCUUGGAAACAAACUCUCGCCGAGUGGGAAAAACUAAACGCACUCACCGCCUCGGCAGAUAUGAUGACCUAACUGUAGAUACGUUUGUUUUCAUUUAACGAGUUUUGGAUCUAUAACAGAGAGCACUUAAACCACUGACCUAAUCAGCAGGUUCUGUUCAGUCAUGGCAACAAAGUAAUUACACCCGCUUUUAAUUUUAGAGUACCUUGCAUUUGUUUCGCUUCAGCCAUUCUGUUGUACAUUAGCAGCUGUUUUUGGGUUCAUUGUUCUAUUGAUGACCCUGUUUGGUCCAACCUUCAGCCUGCAUUUGUCUUUAGAGUCCUUUGGUGUACAGAGGAGUUCACGGUCAUCUGAAAGGUGCCCAGGUCCAAUGGCCGCAACGCAAGUCCUGAUCAACACUCUUCUACCACAGUGCUUGAUAGUUGGUGGGAGGUAUUUUUGCUGAUAUCCAGUGUUGCGUUUUCUGGUUGAGCUGUACAUUAUGACCAAACAUUUCUACUUUCUUAUCUGUUCCAAUUACAAAUUUGGAAAAGUCUUGUGGUUCAUUCAGAUACAACUCUGCAAUCCGCGGUCAUGCUGCAAUGUUGUUUUUAGAGAGUAGAGGUUUUCUCCUACAAUCCUUCCAAACAAUCAUACUUGUUAAGUCUUUUCAUAAUUGUCUUCUCGUUACCUUUAACCUGCUAACUGAGGCCUGUGGAGUCUGAGAUGGAGCUCCUGGGUUUUUUGCACAUACUCUGAGCAUUGAUUGCUCUGACUUUGGGGUGAAUUUGCUGGGACGUCCACUCCUUGGAAGAUUGGCAAAUGUCUUAAAUGUCAAAUGUCGGGCUUCAAAUAACUAUGAAAUGGUCUCAUGACCCUUCCCAGAUAGAUGGGUAGCCACUGUUGCUUCUCUAAGGUCAUUGCUGAUGUCUUACUGCCUUGGCAUGGUGUGCUCCAAAGCAGAAAACUAUCAAAACCCUGAUUUUAUAAGUUAUAGAUUGUUACUGCUACUUACUUUCUUAACUCUUGUGGAAGCUGCAAUGGGGUACUUAAUUUUUGCACAUACCACCUUUUAGGUUGGCUUGAUGUUUGUUUGUUUAAGAAAUAAUGACAGUGUGGAUCUGUUGUGUAUCUUUUGUACAGUUGAGGUUAGAUUUAAUUCAUUUUAGAUCCCACCAGGGAGCAGACAAUCGUUUAUAUCCUGAAGACAUAAAACUCCACAAUUAAAAGAGGGUGUGCUUUCUUUUUACCAUGACUGCAAAUUAGACGAAGGUGUUUACAAGUUAAAUUCUGGUGCUGUUUGUCAGCGGCUUUAGUUGGAGACUCAAACCAAACAGUAAAACAAGCUAACACCAGCAGAGCUCUAGGUCUUAUACGUUCGGAGUCUCUGAAAGGUUAAAGAGUUUGAACUUAGGUGGUUUUUGAGUUGUUUCUUAAGAUCCGAACAAAUUACCUCUUUGUGAAACACUCCCACAGCAUGAUGCUGUCAACACCAUACUUGACUACUGGGUUGUUCUUAGGUUUGAAAGUGUCACAUUGACUCUUCAAACAAACCUCUUGUCUUUGUGACCAGACAGCUCGUUGAUUUGCUUAGCAGCAAAUUACAGCAGGACUCAGGUUUCCAGUUCUUGGCAGGCUUGAGCCUUGGUGGUUCCCUGGUUGUUCCUGAGCUUCCUAACCAAUUCCCUUUGGGUGAAGCAGUCCCACAGCAUGAUGCUGUUACCACCAUACUUGACAGUUUGUACACUGUUCUUAAAUCUGCACAUAAUUUUAUCGGAGGGGGGCAGUUUGGGUCCUGCUUUAGACCUGAUUUAAGUACAAAUAUUUGAACUGGUGAUCUUAGAGUCUGGAGGUGUUCAGACAUGGCUCCAAAAGAUUGUUCUGACCAAACUGUGAUCCCCUGAAACCAGGUGUGAACAGGCUAACCCUCAGAGUUGCGCAUUCAGAAGAGCUGCUGCCAUGUUUCUUUCCUCCCACUGCGACAGACCGACCACGCUGCUCCAAAGUAACUGCAGAGACCGUGACUUGGCUGUCUCCUUUCUGACCCAAAAGCGGGUUCUUUACUCAGACGGGACAACGUUUAGCAUUUAGCACCAACUCAGAAACCAAAUGAGAAAUGUCGGGAGUCCAGUGUGGCUUGGAAGAAGGUGCUUCAGGGUAACCUGCAGCAUCAGCGGACGACAAUCAAAAGAACAACAAAAUGCAUUUACAGGUUUGCCUCGGCUGGUUUUAUACUUCUGUGACUUUUCUUAGAAAACUGAUUAUUUAAGAGCACUUAUAAGAUCAAAUGCUGUAUGAAGACAAAUUAUAAAUUAAAGCAUCAUUUUUAAAGAUGUUAGGAAACUAAAACAGUACGGUUGUGUAUGUGUGUGUUAAAUGUCUAUUAUCACUGGGCUUACAAACUCUCUCCAGCACUGAACGGACUCUUAAAGGAGGAAAAAAAGCAUUUUACGAUGUAGGAAUAUUGUUCCUGUGUUCUGUUUUUAUGUUUCGGGGAGUUAGUCACUUUAGCAGAAACAAAAAUGGUGCCAUAUGAGUAAGCUGAGGCUUGCUUAGUUCAGUGUUUCACAAAUAAAAAGGGCACAAGAGAAGCAUUUUUCUGUGUUAAAAUGUGUUUUCUGAUGUUUUUCUAAUCCACGUUGUCCACCUGUUACCCAAACUUUCCUCACACCGUUUUCGUCCGCGUUAGCUCAAUUAUUUUAUGACUGUUCUUCACUAAAGCUCAUAGUUGUUUGUAAAACUUUUGUUAAAAAAAAGAAGAAGGAAUGCAGUUUGUCUCUGAGAUGUGUGUCGAAAUGUGCUCUGAGAUGCUGGAAAUAAAGGAUUUUGUGCAAUCA